UGAGGAUUCACCACGCGCUGGGGAAGUCUCGAGACCACGAAGUUGUGUUUUGACGCGUUGGGGGAGAGGACGGCAGCAGAAAAGUGAGUCGUCUAUUGACUAAAUACCUGAAAUACGACCGAUUUAGGAGGAGCGAUGAAGUCGAGGUGGCAGAGAAAAGCAGUAUUAGCACUGCUAGUUCUUGGCCUGCUGUUACCUUUUGGUAUUAAAGCAGAUGACGACGACGAUGAAGAAGCUCUUGUCACAGAAGAGCAAACAGAAGGAGAGGAAGAGGAUGUAGAGGAGGUUGUGUAUGCAACACCCAAGGCACUACCAAAUGCAUAUCUGACAGAAACAUUUGAUGACCUAACUGCCUUUGAGAAGACAUGGAUCAAAUCUGAAGCCAAGAAGGAUGGUGUUGAUGAAAACAUUGCUAAAUAUGAUGGUGUUUGGGCAGUAGAACCUGCUGAGCGAUUGGCCCUCACUGGCGAUCGUGGGUUGGUUUUGAAGUCAAAGGCAAAACAUGCAGCAAUUGCAGCACCACUAAAGAAACCAUUUGUAUUCAGUAACAAGCCUUUUGUGGUUCAGUAUGAAGUUAAUUUACAGAAUGGUCAAGAAUGUGGUGGAGCAUAUCUCAAACUAAUCAGUGCCCAAAAAGGACGUGUGGAUCUGAAAAAUUUCCAUGACAAAACGCCUUACACUAUUAUGUUUGGACCAGACAAAUGUGGAAAUGACUUCAAGUUGCAUUUCAUCUUCAGGCAUGUUAAUCCUCUUACUGAAGAAAUUGAAGAAAAACACGCUAAGAGACCACGUGACAAGAUUGAGGAACCAUUUAAGGACAAGAAGUCUCAUUUGUACACAUUAGUAAUUCGACCAGACAACACAUUUGAAAUAAGCCUGGAUCAUGAGGUAAUCAAUUCAGGAAGUCUUCUGGAGGACUUCACCCCAUCUGUCAACCCACCCAAAGAAAUUGAUGAUCCUGAAGACUUUAUGCCAGAAGACUGGGAUGAAAGAGAAAAGAUUCCAGAUCCUGAAGCCACAAAGCCUAAUGACUGGGAUGAGGAUGCUCCCAUGCAGAUCCCUGAUCCAGUGGCUGAGAAACCCAGUGGAUGGCUGGAUGAAGAACCAGAAAUGGUGCCAGAUCCCACUGCUGAGAAACCCGAUGACUGGGAUGAUGAAAUGGAUGGUGAGUGGGAAGCUCCACUGAUCACCAACCCCAAAUGUGUUGAUGCACCAGGCUGUGGAGAGUGGAAGCCUCCCAUGGUGGAUAAUCCUGAGUUCAAGGGCAAAUGGCGUCCACCAAUGAUUGACAAUCCUAAUUACCGUGGAAAAUGGAAGCCGCGAAAGAUCCCCAACCCUGACUUCUUUGAAGACCUGGAACCUUUCAAGAUGACUGCUAUUGAUGCUGUUGGUCUGGAAUUGUGGUCUAUGUCAGACAAUAUCCUCUUUGACAACAUACUUGUCACAGACAAUGUUGCUGAGGCUUAUCAGUUUGCCCAAGAAACUUUCGACUUGAAGGUCAUGAAGAUAGAGAAGGGACAGACUGGCGUUAUUCGUCGAAUCAUCAACUACUCAAAUAAGAAUCCAUGGCUAUACGGUAUCUACGUGCUCCUAGUGGCCAUCCCUGUAGUGUUGAUUUUUGCCUGUUGUUGUGCAGAAGCAAAGGACACCAAGGAAGACAAGGCUGCAGAGAGGAAAAAGACCGACGCACCUUCUCCUGAUGAUCCACAGUCAGAGCAAAACAAAGAAGAUUCUAGUCAAACUGCAGCAGAUGAUGAUGCUCCUGGAAGUGGGGAUGAAGUUGAAGGGGAUGAAGACAAAGGUGAUGAAGAGGGAGAGGAGGAUGAAGAUGAGGAAGAGGAGGAGGAAGCAGAGAAAGCUGAAACCGCUGAGGAGGUCCAGACUCGCACAUCACCAAGGCUGCGCAAGUCCCGGAGAGAUUAAAUGGCUGUGGAUGAUGUACACUACAACAUAGGAGCAAGGAGAGGUGCAACAUGUACCUAUUGGAAGGAAGAUAUUUUUUGAUUGGAUUUUUAUAUGAGGCCUUAACAAUAUCUAUUAGUACAGUAUAAGCAUUUUAUGCAAGAUAUCUCAGUCAUAUAAUGUAGUGACAAAUGUGGGUAAUAUGUUCAGUUUUUGUUUCAUAAAUAGAAUAUUUUUGUCUUGUUCUAAUACAGAAGAGUUAUGGAUCCUGUAUUUUGCUCUGAUUACAGUAAGCUUGUUAUAUUUUACAUUGUAGUACCUAGUCAUGUUAGGCUCAGACUAUUUGAGAAAGAAAAUGUGUUGUACAAUGUCAGUAGGUAUUUCUGUAAGCUCUUUCAAUUUUUAGGAAAUGCUGUGAUAGUCUGAAGCUUCUUACUUCAUCUCAGAUACAUUCCUUUGGUCCUUGAUCUGUGCCAGGUUAUUGUAUAGAAACAUGAACAGAGCAGGAAGAAAUGUUCUUUUCUUUUUGUUGGAUUGAAAGUUUAUCACAGAUGUAUGAUAACAUUUUGUAGUUCAUUGUCAAGAUUUUUUUUUUUUUUUCAGUUGACAUGUGAGUUUUGGCCACACUUCCAUUGUCCAAGUUACAGUCUUAUUGGAAAGAACUCCUACAGAAUUUGAAGGGACAUUUGUCAAAACAAAAUGUUAAAUUGUGUUUCACAGCUAUUUAGAAGCUUAUUCCAAUGUAUGAUUUCAUGUAACCAUGUAUGUUUUCAUGGUAGUAUGGAUACAUAUAUUUAUGUAUGUUGUAUAGAUUUCUUUUUGUGAUUAUUUGUCUCAGCAUUGUAUAUUUGCACUUAGUCUUACCUAUAUUUUCAUCAAAUUGAUAAAAGUAUAUAACCAAAAAUUACGUAAGUUAUCUCCCUUAUAUGGAAAGGUUGAAGGGAAAGCUUUCUUGAUGUAGGGAUUUUGAUUGCCUAAGAUUAAUUUUUACUCAUAUAUAUAAACUGUUGAUAGGACAAAAACUUGAAAGAUAUUUAUAAAACAAUAUUGAGGACUUAGCUGUAGUGCAACAAUGGAAUAUUUUGCUCUCUGCAAAUAUUUUAUUUUCUCACAGGUAAUGAAUGAUAUCUAGGCCACCUCUGUGCAGUUGUUAAGAAUUGGACAGUAAGUAAGUACCUAAAACAUUAUCCUCAGAAAAGAAAAGACCUUAAGACCUAAUGUUGUCAACAUUAACUGAGUUGUAUUGUAGUUGUAAAGAAUAUACUAGCAUGUUCAUAUGUAUGAAUGAUAGUAAGUUACUUUCAAUGGCAGGUUUUCCUAUGUUACUGAAGUCAUUUUCAUUUAUUUAUAUUUAAAGUAUGCUUCUUGUGAUUUCAUUUGCUUGAGCAUCUCCUGAUUAAGGAAAAAUUGUUAGGUAAAACAGGUAUAGAAACAGGUAUUUCAUUAUAAUUUUUUUUUCAUUUUUUAUUUUUUUGUUGCAUUGUUAAACAUUUUAUUCCUGCCUGUAUGUUGUACAGAUGCUUUUACAAUAAACAUUUACAAGGAUUUA
Messenger RNA from Penaeus vannamei (Pacific white shrimp), 3451 nucleotides. RefSeq names its product Calnexin 99A (gene Cnx99A). NCBI's taxonomy places the organism in Eukaryota, Metazoa, Arthropoda, Malacostraca, Decapoda, Penaeidae. The record is from RefSeq and is a predicted model, not a curated record. Gene Ontology annotation, molecular function: calcium ion binding. Gene Ontology annotation, cellular component: endoplasmic reticulum membrane; endoplasmic reticulum. Gene Ontology annotation, biological process: protein folding.